This is a messenger RNA of Pocillopora verrucosa, 2663 nucleotides long. RefSeq names its product integrator complex subunit 10. The record is from RefSeq and is a predicted model, not a curated record. Lineage: Eukaryota; Metazoa; Cnidaria; Anthozoa; Scleractinia; Pocilloporidae. Gene Ontology annotation, cellular component: integrator complex. Gene Ontology annotation, biological process: snRNA processing.
GGGCGAAGAUGCGACCAUGGAAGAUCUCGAUUCGCCAUCACAGUGGUUAGUCGAACGAGCUCGGCAAAGCUUGAGAGAGAAUAAUCCUUAUGAAGCUAAAGCGUGGCUAAUAACUGCUAAGACACUAUAUCCCAAAGAUUUCGGGAUUCAGUAUGAGGCUUACAGUAUCGAGAGAAAUGCUGAGCGAGUUCAGGAGUCUGCCAAGCUUUUCUAUAUUAUGUUUGAACAGUUUCCAGAAAAUGACAUUCUUUGGAAGGAAGUUGUUAGCUUCACUGAUGCUCUUGAAAGUGAUGUCAUGGACCAACAUGGAAAGUUUCUGACAGAUAUGUUUGGCUGUCUUCCACAGCAUGCACAGCGAGAGAUACUUCUCAAGGCUGCAGGGAGAUGCAAAGAUUACAUAGAGAGAUGUCGAAUGAUGUUGCUGUUAAUGAGGAGAUUUCCUGAUGUGAUUCCAAAGAAUGGGGUUGCUCUGACAGAGAUGUUGAUUGAGGCUGAAAACUCAGAGUAUCUAGCAGCUCCUGUUAAUCCUUACAGGAAGUUAUUAGUGUGUGACGUAUUGCCUCACUUACUGGCCAGUGAAAAGAUGACAGUUAGUACUUCAAGUGCUGAGAGUCAAAGUGGUGAAGAUAAGGAGGGGAUUGUUUCUGGCAUCUCUCUGGCUCAAGUUUACAAGUGGCUGGAAUUAUCCAUUCAAUUUUAUGUCUCCUGUACCACAGCCCAUAACUACAUGUCCGAAAACUUUGAUGUUCAUCAGAGCAUUGUAGACACAAGUAUUGUCGCUGAAGUGCUUGAUGGACAAGGGCCAUGGAUAGCCCUUCAUGAGCUGUUUUACUUGGCAGCAAAGAAAUGUGGAUGGGUGGAGAUUUGUAGGAUUCGUGAAAGACUGGAUUCUAAAAAAUACAGAAGCACCAAUGACCAUUGGACAAGUAUUUUAGACCUACAUCACAAACUGAAAAAAAUGUCCAAGCAUAGCUUGGAAGAAGGCACAGAGGAGGAGGUGCUUGAGAAAACUGGGCUUAUGUUUGCUGCCAUCAUUUUAUUCUUACAGACUGUCUGGGAAUAUUGCCGUGUUGUCAACAGACUUGACGUAAUAUCUUCAUCUGGUUUGGUGUAUCCUUUGGUUUUAGUUGAGGACAGUGUUGAAGUCAACACUCAGCUAUCAGGCAAUGCUUCUGCAAGCACCGCAGCAAGUGACAGCCCAGCACCAAAGAAGAAAAAGCGAAAAUUGGCAUCUGGCAGGUCUGGUUCUCCUGCAAAGGAUGACAGUAAGGGAAAGCAACCAUCACACAUCAUAAUUGAUAAAAACUGUGGUGCUGUCAGUCAAAACCUCUCAGAUGACUUCGCUGUAUCUGUAGAGGCUUGGCACCUUCUCAACACAUAUCCUGACUAUAAAAACGAUUUUCUGCGUCUAUUAGACGAGUGGCGCGUGGACCAGUGGAACUGGAUGGGAACGUUUAAAGUGGACCGACUUAUUUACAAGGGUAAAUACAAGAAAGCUGUUGAGUUUCUUCAGGAACAACGAAAUGCAUUGGAACAGGACACUUCGGGAAAUCAAGAGCUACUUAUCAGAGGAGCCAUUCAGUUGUCAUGUUGCUACUUCCGCCUCGAUGAUCACAAGAGAGCAUGUGAAGAAGCACUAUAUGGUUUGCAAUUCUUCUCGGCGAGAAGUUCAGCUGGAGAUAACAUGACACUGAAAAGAUCAACAUCAGUGCAUCAAGGAAAACUUGAUGCGAGUGGAAAUGAACCAUCCUUGUCAAGCUCUUCCUCAACUGGCGGUCGAUGUUUAAGACUGAUCCAGUGCAGUGAAACAGAAGUGCUUUCUUUUACUGUCCGUUUACUUCUUUCGUCACUGAAGCAAAGGCUGGUGACGGAAGGGCGAAAUGACACACUCCUUGGUCACGUGGUAGUGUUAGUGCAGUUUGGUUGGCCAAGAGAAGAGGAUGCCUUCUAUGAGCUCCUGGACAGGAUCCGUGAUCAGGGAGGACUGAGAUACAGAGUGUUUUUCAGUUACGUGAACAAUAUCGAUAUUCUGGAGGAGUUCGCGCACCUCUACAGUGAUGAUUCGUACAACCUCGAUCUAGUUCCUCUCUCUACAUCUGGUUCAGGUAGAGCAGUGACACGAGGAGUUAACAAGGGAGCCAAAGAGGACUUUCGUGCCGCCAUGGAGAGACAAGUCAGUCGCAGUGAUGAAAGCUUUGAACCACUUCUCAAAGCUUUCUUACAAAACGAGAAAGAUUCUCUUUUAAGCUGACACAAACAUGACGCAACGACGUAACCUCACGUAUAACUGAGAAACAAUAUUAAUGAGAUUUAGAACGUAAUGGUUAUUUCUGUUAAAGUAUUACGGUUUAAGUUUACUAAGCUUUGGAGAACUCUUUCUUUCUAUGAGCCCUGUUAAUCGAAAGAAAAGUUCUGUAUUCUCAACCAAUCGGGAACGAAAACCAAACCCACUACUUCCGCGCGUUUUUACCCGUUAUGCGCGAGAUGUCUCACUUUGUCUGAAACUGCACCCCGGUGACUUAAAUUGUUAUCCAGCCACUAAAACGACCCAGCUCUUAACACUUUUGCAUCGCUCGUCUCAUUUUUGAAGUUUGACUAAAAUUUACAAGUACAGAAAAAGAGGAGAUAUCACAUUGUAAAUAUCGAGAAUAAAAUUCUUAGUC